AACCCUUCUCUUCCUCCUUUUGUUCAAAAUUUGAACGGCGCCGCCAUCCCCCAAAUCGCCCCGUUUCCCCACCAAUUCCCCACCCCACCUCGCUCCCCCAAGGUCGGCAGCCGGAGCGAGCGCGAUGGCUGAACCCAACUCGUACGAGGAGCAGCGCAGGAGGCAGGUGGAGGAGAACAAGCGGAAGCUGGAGGAGCUGCGCCUGCACCGCCUCUCCGCCGCCGUGCGCGAGGCCGCCGUCAAGCCCAUGCCGAUCCAGGAGCUGAAGCUGCGGUAUCUUCGCCCGCCGCCGCCCCCGACCCGGCGGUCCGGCCGCGUCGCCAGUCUCCCCAAGCAACCUGAUUACCGCGACAAGAAAGCCCCGAGGGCAUAUGUUAAUAGAAGGGGAUUACCACCUGAUCGUGUGUACGCGACCGACGAAGCUAGAGACUACGCCUUCACCAAGGCCAAAGAGCUCAAUAACCUGCUGUCCUCUGCUCACCCCUCCUUCAUCAAGCCCAUGACCCAUUCUUAUGCCACGGGUAGCUUGCUGACAAUCCCGCGGCAAUUCAAGAAGAGCUAUCUCCCACGGUUUGAUGAGAUGAUCUUUCUGGUGGAUGAAGAGGAUGGGGAGUUUCCCAUGCCUUACAUUGCCCAACAUGGUGCCAUCGGCACUGGGUGGAAAAUGUUUGCCAUCGGCCACAACCUAGCUGAUGGUGAUUGCUUGGUGUUCCAGCAAGUCCAGAGGACAAAGUUUAAGGUCUACAUAAUUAGAGCAAGUUCCUACUACGAAAAGGACCACUGUUGACGCCUUUAGCUUCAACUAUUGCGACCACAACAGUGCCUUGCAGGAUGGAAAUAUAUGACUGAAGCGAAGAUCAAUGUGUCAUGUGGGGCACGUCCUACAGGCGUGGGCCAUGCGGCCAGGAGCAGCAGCCGUCGGCCGCAUCAGGCGAGGCGUAGGCUGGGCAGGAGUCCUGGUCCUGAUACAUUAGUUCCUAGAAUAAAAGACUAGUUUGUUAUGUAUAGGUUUCUAGUUUGUUAGCAGCCCAUGGGGCCUUUAUAUAUCGUAUAAUCAGCACCCUUUGAGGGCAAGCAAUAAAGUUAUUAUCUCCUA
Molecule: messenger RNA, 1096 nt
Organism: Triticum dicoccoides
Lineage: Eukaryota; Viridiplantae; Streptophyta; Magnoliopsida; Poales; Poaceae
Product: B3 domain-containing protein Os06g0194400-like
Exons: 6
Coding region: 125-787 (220 amino acids)
Molecular function (GO): DNA binding
Source: RefSeq, a predicted model, not a curated record